Molecule: messenger RNA, 2184 nt
Organism: Pseudomassariella vexata
Lineage: Eukaryota; Fungi; Ascomycota; Sordariomycetes; Amphisphaeriales; Pseudomassariaceae
Exons: 7
Coding region: 1-2184 (727 amino acids)
Source: RefSeq, a predicted model, not a curated record
AUGGCCCUCAAGGCCCCAUUGAGGUCAUCAACAGGAAGUGUUAUAUCCGCAUUCUCGCCAUACACAGAGAUGGCCAUGUCAUCCCCCGACUCGCCGGCUCUUCAUCAACAGUUCCGCCCAAAUUCAGCCGCUGAUUUACAUAGGUCGGCCAACUCGUUCGAGUCCAACACCCUUCGGCCCUCCUCCGCCGCCGCUGCUCGAUCAUCGUCUAUGAAUAACCACUUGAUGAGUCCUAGUGACACUGUUGGGCCCUCGCCCGUCACGUCGGUGGGCACCGAAGUGACUGAAAUCGAAGAUGAGGCCUCGGAUGAUGCUCGGCUGCAGCAACAAAGUGGAGGGCAAGAGCCCCAGUUACUGAUGCUCCGCACGAACAUACCGGACCAAGUACGACAUUCUGCUAGUGAGGAGGCGGUUUCUGUGAUACAUGCUCCUGAGAGCUUUCAAAGCUGGGCUUCAUCCGACUCAACGAUUCAGCCAGCUGAGUCAAAUCCCCUGAUGUCGUCGCCAAGGACUUCACCUAAACCAGACGAGAUUAAGGUCCCCGCUCACGGCGAACACGCUUUGAAGCAAAGGUCACCUGGCUUGCCAACACCACCACCUAUAUCUACCGAUGUCAAGCCGGCGAGGUUUAGCAUGGCAGACGCUACUCCUCGAGCGCAAAAUUUGCAGGAGGUGAUUAGCGAAUCCGCUAGGUUACGCUCCAGCAGCGCUAGUAGUCUCGAGCUAAUACCGGAAUCGAGAGAGCCCGAAACAGAUGUUGAACAGACGGAAGCCGAUGACGAAGAUGAUUACGUCACACCGAUCCGUGAAGAGGACAUAGAGAUCAGGUCCCUCAAGACAGCUCUUGCUGAAUGUUGGACAUUGUGCAACACGCUGGCAAACCUAAGCACACAUCAUCGAGAACGGGUAUUCAACAGCUCCGGUACCCCUGAUGGGCACGAAAAAGCCUGGAAGUGCUGCUGGAAAUUGUGCCAACAGCUCUACGAUAACCGAGAUGAGGAUGAUGAAUCUUACAAUGUUAGGAUGAACCUCGACCUUUGCCGCGAUUUCUGCCAGUCCUUGUUCGACGUGAGGCAGAGGCAAGACGAAAUUGCAGAUUCGGUGCUGCGAGUUAGUUUUGAGCUAAACAAUCACUUGUACAGCGCUCAAGAUAAUCGAAACCUUCCCGAGGCUUUCCGGGAGAGGACGUUGGACUUUUAUAUCACGUUAUGCCACCGACUUAUGAAACAACGCGGUGAACUCGGCGAGGAGACCGAUUCCCUCCUCCGGGCAUGUUGGUUUUUGGCGGAGAUGCUCUUUAGUCUGAGGCAAAAUAUGCGGAACGGAAAAGCUCCAGACGAGGAGUUGCUAGGAUCGGCCGUACAAGCAUGUUGGGAACUUUGUGACAUCUUCAGGGAGGGAUGGACCCAGGUUCGACCAGACAGAAACACUCCAAGGCCCACCCAAACAAGCUUCUUCGCACAACAGCACUUUGACUCGGACGGUAGAGCUAGCCGGUCAUCGAACCGUUCAAAGCGCGAGAGUCUCAAGAGUGUCCCAAAGGAGAAACGAGCACCGCCUCCAGUACCCGAGACUCCAGUGACCGAGUUUGAGGACACGCCCAUUUCGCCUGAGAGUCAAUCACCGCAAGUGCCAAACAUCUUGGUGUUGGGCACCGAAAGUAACAGGGGCGGUCGAUGGUCAAGCAGCGCAUCCCAGAUGUCGACCUACUCUCAGAGCAGUCAGCGAACAUCCAGUACUGCUACCACGGCAACCUCGGCAGAAGACCCUAACAUUACACGAAUAAAAACACUUAUUCUCAAGGCAGCGAUGAAUGUCGGGUUCGCACGAAACGAUCCAACCGCAAGCGGAGGUGGAGGCGGAGGAGGCUCAGGGCAUAGUGGCGCCGCAUCGCUGCAAGCAUUCGUGAGGUCAUUGCCACCAGGGUCGUUCGGAUCUUUACCGUCGCACGCCACUAUGCUCCAAAGCUACAAGAACCUCGUGUUGGCCGAUUCUUCCUUCCGGCAGGCCUCAUCGCUACCAACGCGAGGGAAGCGUGUGUCAGCCAGCGAGAUGUCCAAGAGCGUGAGCUGGAUGAUACACCGGUCUGGGCAGUACCACUUCCUACGUGAUCUGUUCAAGCUCGUAUUCGGUUUCCACAUGGAAGAAGCCGAUACGAGGAAGAACGUCAGCAUUGCUGUUUGA